GAAAGAUUAAACCCUUCAGAAGCUAACAGACUAGGGCAGAAUCAAGAAGAUCAUACAUUAGAAGAUACAUCUCUGCUGGUAUUUUAGGGAAUCUACAAUGGAAGGACACAAGAACACUCAGCUAGAUUAUGAUCUCCCUCUUUCCUUCAGCUCCUAUCCAUCCAUACCUCACCGCUCUCCGCCCCAAGCACCCCAUUGCCCUCCUGAAGUGAUAGCCAUUGCAAAGCCAUUACCCUCCAAACCAGCCCUUCCAAGGUCAGAGAAAGUGGAAAUCUUAAGAUUGGUCCAGUCAAAGAGGAACAUUAACAGUUUGAACAUGGACCUUGAAAGGGAUAUGCAGAGAAUAGAUGAAGCAAAUCAAGAACUUCUUCUCAAAAUCCACGAGAAAGAAAACGAGAUUCAGAGGCUGGAAAGUGAGAUCACCCAGACCAGAGACUUGACUGAAGAUGAGGAGUGGGAGAAGGAGAACUGCACCGCAGUAGAGAGGGAAAAAGCCUUGCAGGAGCUGGAAGAAGAAACAGCCAGACUCGAUAGGAAGAAUGAGACUCUGGUCCACAGUAUAGCAGAACUUCAAAGAAAGCUUACAAGAAAAUCACAUAAGGCAACCAAGUGUGAACAAGACAAAACAGAGGGAUCCCCAGAAGAGUCAAAGGCCAAGUUACAACAGCUGGAAGCUUCCUGUGCAGACCAAGAGAAAGAGCUAGCCAAGGUAAUGGAAGACUAUGCAUUUGUGGCUCAGCUCUGUGAGGACCAGGCCCUCUGCAUAAAGAAGUACCAGGAAACACUGAGGAAAAUAGAAGAAGAACUAGAGACUCGGUUCCUUGAAAGAGAAGUAUCAAAAGUCUUGAGCAUGAAUUUUGUAAGAAAAGAGUCUAACAGCCAAAAUCAUAAGGAUCAUUCUCUACAAAAGAAGGGAACACGGUUCUGCAAAAGGAUUUUUCAACAUGUCUUUUUCACCACCCUAUUUUUCAUCAGACUGCUGGGCUACUUGUUUUUCCAUAUAAGUUUUAUAAAUCCAGAUCUCCUUAUCAACAUACUGCCCAAGAUACUGAACAGGGACAUCCUGUGGAAGCUAAGAUGCUUCCUCUUUCCAUCUCUCACACUUGAGACAGAGGACAUGUUACCUCACUGAUCUCCAAGAAAUAUCCUUGAGCAAAAAAAGACAAGUGGUGUCUGAGUCUGUAGACUAAGAGACGGCGGGAUUCGUGGAGGGAAAAGGUUUUCUGGUUUUCUUCAGUUUUCCCUUGAGGUCUGUCUACUUGAUCACCUUCUCUUUCCAUGUUGACUUUCCAAGACUGACCUUGCCCGGGAAAAAGCUCUGUCAAUAGAUUUCUAGAACUACAGAUAAGCUAAAUGUACCAGAUAGUAAACAAACUAGACCAUUUUUAGAAUAAUGUCAUAGAUGUUAAGCAAAGUUAGAGUUGACCAAUUUUUCUGGAAAAAUCUUUAAAAUCUGAAAGACUGGAUCCCUGCCUGCAAUGCAAAAGAUUGCUCACUACUUACAUUAGAAUUAUUUGGUUACAAAUGACCUGAACUUAAACUAAUUUAUAAAUUCAUAGGAAAAAAAAAAAAAAAAAGCAGGGGGUUGUAUAUUGCCUUGUGCAACUAAAAAUCUGAGGUUCCCAGCAUGGCUGGAUCCAGAAGUCUCAAAGCAAGAUUAAAGGGGUUUCACAACUCUAUCUUUGAAUUGGCAUUCUCCUUUUAGUGGCAAGACAUUGCCAAAAGUCUAAGUCCCAUAGUACAAGAUUAGCAGAUUUCGCAAAACCAGUCUUUUCAACAGUUCCAGGAGGAAACUUCAGAGAAACUGCCUUAGCUGGGGUCAAGUGCC
Molecule: messenger RNA, 1828 nt
Organism: Mustela lutreola (European mink)
Lineage: Eukaryota; Metazoa; Chordata; Mammalia; Carnivora; Mustelidae
Gene: TMCO5A
Product: transmembrane and coiled-coil domains 5A
Exons: 13
Coding region: 98-1132 (344 amino acids)
Source: RefSeq, a predicted model, not a curated record